AUGGCGCAGCAGCAGGCCGUCUACGCUACAGACGAGUAUGGUCGUCCUUUCAUCAUUCUCCGGGAGCAGGCCAAGAAGACACGGAGUCAUGGUGUAGAGGCCAUUAAGGCGCUCUCCAACAUUAUUCGAACAUCUCUGGGACCCAGAGGGUUGGAUAAAAUUCUGAUAUCACCAGAUGGUGAUAUUACCGUGACCAACGAUGGUGCAACGAUUUUGAGCCAGAUGGAGGUUGAGCAUCCAAUAGCGAAGCUCCUGGUGCAGUUGUCCAAGAGUCAGGAUGAUGAGAUCGGUGAUGGGACAACCGGUGUAGUUGUCCUUGCUGGAGCGUUGUUGGAGCAGAGCGAAGCCCUCCUUGAUCGCGGAAUCCACCCUAUUCGAAUCGCCGACGGAUUCGACAAGGCGUGCAAUGUCGCGGUUGAGCAGCUUGAUCGCAUCGCGGACAAGAUCGAGUACUCCAAAGAAAAUACGGAGAACUUGUUGAAAACCGCUAUGACCAGUCUCGGCAGUAAAAUCGUGUCAAUGGAGCACCGCCAAUUCGCUCAGAUUGCUGUUGAUGCUGUCAUGGCCGUUGCAGACCUCGAACGCAAAGACGUCCCCUUCGACAUGAUUAAGGUUGACGGCAAAGUGGGCGGCUCGCUCGCUGACACUACUCUGAUCAGGGGAGUUCUGGUCGACAAGGACAUGUCUCAUCCACAGAUGCCUUCCACUGUCCGUGACGCGAAACUCGCCAUCCUAACCUGUCCGUUCGAGCCUCCACGGCCGAAAACAAAACAUAAGCUGGAUAUCACUAGCGUGGAGGAAUACAGGAAGUUGCGGGAGUAUGAAAAGGAGAAAUUCAAUGACAUGAUCAAGCGGGUCAAAGAUACCGGUGCCAACCUAGUGAUUUGCCAGUGGGGCUUCGACGAUGAAGCCAAUCAUCUCUUAAUGCAAAACGAUCUGCCUGCGGUGCGAUGGGUGGGAGGACCGGAGAUUGAGCUUAUCGCAAUUGCUACGAGCGGCCGUAUUGUACCCCGCUUUGAAGACCUCACGCCGGAGAAACUGGGCCAUGCUGGGGUCGUGCGGGAGGUCACUUUUGGUACAACGCGGGAUAAGAUGCUUGUCAUUGAAGAAUGUGCCAACACUCGUGCGGUGACAAUCUUCGUGCGGGGAUCGAAUAAAAUGAUUGUAGACGAGGCGAAACGCGCACUGCACGAUGCUAUCUGCGUCGUGCGGAAUCUUGUCGUAGACAACCGGGUGGUUUAUGGUGGUGGAGCGGCUGAUAUCAGCUGUUCGAUCGCAGUCUCGAAGGCUGCAGAUGAGAUUCCCACUAUCGAGCAGUACGCGAUGAGGGCUUUCGCAUCUGCACUGGAUUCUGUGCCACUUGCGUUGGCUGAGAACAGCGGUCUUUCGCCCAUCGAGACGCUAACGUCUGUCAGGAGCCGGCAAGUGAACGAGGGCAACCCGUGCCUAGGUAUUGACUGUGUGGGCAAGGGCGAGAACGAUAUGAAGCAGCAGUUUGUUUACGAUCCCCUGAUUUCCAAGCGACAACAGUACCUGUUGGCUACUCAGCUUGUCCGUGCUGUCCUAAAAAUUGACGAUGUGAUUACUGCUGGCCAAGACGAAGAGUAA
Molecule: messenger RNA, 1608 nt
Organism: Gloeophyllum trabeum ATCC 11539
Lineage: Eukaryota; Fungi; Basidiomycota; Agaricomycetes; Gloeophyllales; Gloeophyllaceae
Exons: 12
Coding region: 1-1608 (535 amino acids)
Biological process (GO): protein folding
Cellular component (GO): chaperonin-containing T-complex
Molecular function (GO): ATP hydrolysis activity; ATP-dependent protein folding chaperone; ATP binding
Source: RefSeq, a predicted model, not a curated record